Messenger RNA from Dermochelys coriacea (leatherback sea turtle), 3864 nucleotides. RefSeq names its product CD34 molecule (gene CD34). Bases 238 to 1368 code for a protein of 376 amino acids. The transcript is spliced from 8 exons. Gene Ontology annotation, biological process: cell-matrix adhesion. The record is from RefSeq and is a predicted model, not a curated record. Gene Ontology annotation, cellular component: membrane. Lineage: Eukaryota; Metazoa; Chordata; Testudines; Dermochelyidae.
GUGAUAGUGAGAUUGCUAUGAACUAUUUAAAGCUAGAUCAAGCUUUGGACAAACUCCAUCUCAUAAUUUGGAACCACAGGCAUAACCCGUGCAAAGGAAUUCCACCGCACAUGUUACUGGUCUCAACGAUUUGAACUAAAGGGGAGCCGCACACUGUCCCAACACAGCUGCCGCAGAACUUAAAAACCCAAGAGUACUAAAGUAAUAAACAGUUUUGCUUGUAAGUAAUCAGCAGGGAUGUUGUUACAGGGGAGUUUAAAAGCAAUGAAGAGGAAGCAGCUUUUCUGGAUAAUCUAUGUUCUGAGCUUGAUGGACAAUAAAGUUUCUGGUGAAAAUAACCACAGCUCAUCAGCCACUACCUCACCUUCAGCGAUGAAUGCUACUAGCACCAGUCUAACACCAGCAACGACAACUGUCACUCUCACAGAAACGAAGAUCUCCUUGGAGCCUACAAAUAUUUCACCAGCACCAGAAGGAAAAGAAAGUACUGCUGAAACGACCAAAAUGACUGAAGACACCAGCACUGCGACUUCCGCAGGACCCACCCAAACACACAUGCAUGUGUCAUACCAGUCAGUGUCAAUGAACACAUCUCCCGAUUUGCAGCCGAACACAUCAAAGGCUCCUUUCAGUACGACCGCACGAGCCACUACUGUCCUCACAGAGCAAACUUCCCACUCAGCUACCACAGGACCCCAGCCUAGUAGCACCAUGGAGCCCUACACCAUCGCUUGCCAGAAUAUUAAACAUGUGAAGAAGCCCAGAGUGAUCUGCUUGCAUCUCCAUGAGCCCGACACAUGUAAUAAUUUUGUAAAGGCAAAGGGAGCAAAUUUAAGUAUGGUGAUUUGUGACACAGCCGCACGCAACAAUCUCUUCUCUUCUCCGCCAUGCCACAUUGAACUCGCCAAAUCCGAGGUGGAUCCCUUCUGCAUGCUGCUCAUUCAGGCUGGCAGUAAAGAUGCAGAUGCAAUAGAAAAGCUCCUCCGACAUCCAACGUCUGAUCUGACUAAGCUUGGAAUAAAAUCCCAUACACUGGAGAGUCCUGGAUAUCACCAGAACAGUCCCCGGAAGACACUGAUUGCCUUGGUCACAUCUGGACUCUUGCUGGCGUUUCUGAGUUUGGCUGGAUACUUCCUUAUGAAACGACGGAGUUGGAGCCCCAGGGGAGAGAGGCUGGAUGAAGACCUCUAUUACACUGAAAAUGGUAGCCAAGGAAACACAGUAAUCACCGUGGCCUCCCAAGAGCAGUCCGAGCCUCAGGAGAAGCCAAAUCACAACAGAGAGGCUCAGAAGAAUGGGACUGGACAGGCAUCCUCAAAAAAUGGACAUUCAGCCAGGCAGCACAUUGUUGCUGACACUGAACUGUGAAAUGUGCCAGGGUGACUGCCUUUAUUAUCAUGAUUUGAAGCCCGGGGGGGGGGGGAGGGGGGGAGAAGAGACAGGAGCAGGGGGUAAGGGAGAGAUUAUCCCUUGGAUGGCUGGGAAAAUGUAACCCUUUUUUAUCUGAAGAACUCCAAAGUCCCACUCUAAAGCACACUAAAUCCCAGAGCUAACGAAGCACUGUGCUGUACAGUGUUGAACUAUCCUAGCAAGGUGCUUCUAGGGGUUAAUACAGGGCUAGGGUUGUGGGCUAGGUUCUUUGCUCUUCCUUUAGCAGAAGAGAAUGGGAUGUGAUCAGCAGUCAAACCACCCAAGCAAGGGAUUGGGAAAAUAUUUGGAAAUUCAGAACUAUGUCAGCUUUGUAAGAAAUUGGCUUGAUACUGAUUUUACUUGGGAAGGGAAGGGAGCGAGGAGAGGGUUUAAUCCUUCAUGAGCUGAUGGAGCAUUUUACUGUCUCUUGUUAAAGACACAUGCUAUUAACCUAGCUUUCAGGCCUCCGAGUGGAGAAUCGGGGGCUGUCUGCGUAAGAGACACUUCCAAAAAAUGGGGAAAUGGCCUCCCCUUACUAUCUUCUGAACUACAAAAGUGAAUGCCCCAAAACUGCAAGUCGCACCCAUUUACCACCCCUAUGGUUCUGUGCUCUCAUUGUUAUAUGUUUAAAAAAAAAAAAAAAAGGGGGGUCAUAUAGCAACUGAAUUGCUUCUAAUGAGAUAUGGGCUCAAGCCAGAAAAACCUGGAUCCAGAUUACAAACAACUCCAAAUUCCAGCAGGGGCUUGGGCCCAUUACAAUAUAUGGAUCUGGGUUGUGAUUACCAUCACCUCCGAAGUUGUAAUGUCUUUCGCUGUGAUGGUUUGGUUUAGCCUCAUCUUUGUAUUUAAGUGCAGCCUUUUCCUCUCUCAGCAACAUUAGUAAGUGAACGCCCCUUCUUGUGCUUUAUAUCCUCUCAAUGUUUAAUGCUCUUGUGGAACUUGUAUGUAAAGCUUUCCAGGUGGAGUCUGGUGCUGAGAUGUGAAUAGACUUGGAGUUGAAUUAUUAUUCCCUCCCCCUACAGCAUAUGUAUAGUUGUUUUGCAGUGAACCCUCUAGUGUCUGGCUCCCAUAGAUUGGAGGCAUUAGUUGAAGGUGAAGGGAGUGAUCAAUCUGUGUGUGUGUGUACAAGAGCAUAUGACACUGCUCUAGACAACGCACCCCACUCCACGUGCUUGUAACAGUACUGUCGAGUCAUGUGGAAGGAGCUGGCAUUGUUACCCAACAUGAGGCCUUGGAAAUAUGUAGAUAUCAAAGACUUCCUAAAAGAAUCCAAAAAUUGUCAAGGGAAAGAAACCUCAAUCCUGCUUUGGAUGUUUGGCCUUCCCUAGUAAUAGGGGGUUGUAUUAAAAAAGAAAACAUACAGGGGAAAGAUUUUUCACUUUCAAGAACAAAGAAAAGGCCUCUCAGCAACCAUGAAGUUUUAAGACCAGGAGCAAUCUCUACCUCCUCAUGAGCUUGAGAUUGUGCUCUUGGAAAAAGUGGUUUAAGUCAAGCCCAUUCUGCGUGGGUCAGGAGUCACAUAUCAUUCAGUAAAGAGUGAAGUCCAACAGACUUAUGUCUGGAUUCACUUCGUAGGAUGGAGCCAGUCCCCAUGAACGUUUGCUGCCUGUAGCCUUUGUGGCUCCUAGUCUCCUGACUGAGCAAGCCACAGUUUGGCUAGCUCCAGGUGGAGACCUCUAUCAAUGGGACCAGUAUUAUUAUAGCAGCUACAGCCCUGCCCUGGGCACAGCCUGCGGGAUGGGAGAGCACGUAUGUGUAAAGGGAAAAGAAAUUUAAUUGAAGAAAGGGGACUGGCUGGCUCAGUGGCUUUCACCUCUAUGUCACGGAUUCCAAUGAAGCCCAGGUUGGUGGUUGACCAGAGACAUUGCUAUAUGAUCCAUGUAUUGGUGGCCCAUAUACAAUGAGUAGGGGACUCAUAGGACAGUGAGUAGAGGACACACCAUCACCACUGGCAUUAACAGACUCCAUUCUUGGCAGCUUCAGCAUUGGGGCUGAAGACUAAUAGGCCUGGAAAACUGACAUACCCUCUCGCUACUAAAUGUUAUUGCCAUUCCUUGUCAAGACUGAGACACACAGGUGUCUGGGGUGUGGCGAAGGGCUGCUUUGGGCCUGACUCAUACUAUGCUUAACAAGAAGGAUUUAAAUUUAAAUUUCAAGUUCUGUCAAUCAGGCCCUUUUCACCAGCACUGAAGUCCUGUAAAAAUACAAAAACUAUUUGAUUUUAAAUUUUGUUUGUUUUCUUUUUUUACAAACAGAUCUGUAAAUACUGUCCGUAAAAGAGCUGAGAAUUGAACCCAGCUUUUCUGUUGUAUUCUUGAAACAAUGGACUGUUUAUUCCAUUGGCAACUGUGUCUGGCUCAGUUAACUGCCUGGACAAAGAAAGGAAUGUACUGCCUUCUGAGAAGUUGCUUUCCCGUAGAAAUAGCAUAAGUAAAAGAUGUUUCUUAUUCUUUG